Messenger RNA from Canis lupus familiaris (dog), 1096 nucleotides. RefSeq names its product methylsterol monooxygenase 1-like. Gene Ontology annotation, molecular function: C-4 methylsterol oxidase activity; iron ion binding. The transcript has a single exon. Gene Ontology annotation, biological process: sterol biosynthetic process. The record is from RefSeq and is a predicted model, not a curated record. Lineage: Eukaryota; Metazoa; Chordata; Mammalia; Carnivora; Canidae.
CCGCCGCUCGGCCAGAAUUCUAAGGCUUUCUGCAGAGAUUUGAAAAAUGGCAACAAAUGAAAGUAUCAGCAUCUUUAGUUCAGCAUCCUUGGCUGUGGAGUAUGUAGAUUCACUUUUACCUGAGAACCCUCUACAAGAACCAUUUAAAAAUGCUUGGAACUAUAUGUUGAAUAAUUAUACAAAGUUCCAGAUUGCAACAUGGGGAUCCUUGAUAGUUCACGAAGUUCUUUAUUUCUUAUUCUGUUUACCUGGAUUUUUGUUUCAAUUUAUACCUUUCAUGAAAAAGUACAAAAUUCAAAAGGAUAAACCAGAAACCUGGGAAAACCAAUGGAAAUGUUUUAAAGUACUUCUCUUUAAUCACUUUUGUAUCCAGCUUCCUUUGAUCUGUGGAACUUAUUAUUUUACAGAGUAUUUUAAUAUACCUUAUGAUUGGGAAAGAAUGCCAAGAUGGUAUAUGCUUUUGGCAAGAUGCUUUGGCUGUGCGGUGAUUGAGGACACCUGGCACUAUUUCCUGCAUAGGCUCUUGCAUCACAAAAGAAUAUAUAAAUAUAUUCGUAAAGUUCAUCAUGAGUUUCAGGCUCCAUUUGGAAUGGAAGCUGAAUAUGCACAUCCUUUGGAAACUCUGAUUCUUGGAACUGGAUUUUUCAUUGCAAUCAUGCUUUUAUGUGAUCAUGUCAUUCUCCUUUGGGCAUGAGUGACCAUUCGUUUGAUAGAAACUAUUGAUGUCCAUAGUGGCUAUGACAUUCCCCUGAACCCUUUAAAUCUGAUCCCUUUCUAUGCUGGUUCUCGGCCUCAUGAUUUCCACCACAUGAACUUCAUCGGAAACUAUGCUUCCACAUUUACAUGGUGGGAUAGAAUUUUCGGAACAGACUCUCAAUUUACUGCCUAUAAUGAAAAGAUGAAGAAGAUUGAGAAAAAGAUGCAAUAAAUAUCUCCUCUCCACCAUCCUGAAAGCACACACCUCCCUGAAUUGAAGCGAAUAGCUAACCUUGCUUCUGCGGAGCAGAAAUACACCUGUGUCUUGGCUGCUAAGUGAUACAAAGAACAUUAACAACCUUUAAUUAUCUUCCUAGCGGGAACUUUUUCUACUUUACAU